Monascus purpureus is the source of this 2900-nucleotide messenger RNA. The record is from the annotation of a GenBank genome assembly. Lineage: Eukaryota; Fungi; Ascomycota; Eurotiomycetes; Eurotiales; Aspergillaceae.
GGAUAACACGGGGUGGCUCAAUGGAAAAGCUUACCUGUUUCACCGUCAGCCACUGAGACUGCAGAGCAACGAGUGCUGAGCGCUUCAGGCGAACAUGGUGGGGCGAGGUAAAUCGUCAAGGCUUGGUUCUUGGCGACGAUCCCCGAUGGAGAUCGGACAGUGGUGAUGAUUGACUCUGCGCGCGUUUGGGGAGUGAGCACUUUGUUUCAGGCGAGCCCAAUGACCAGCCCCAGCCCCUCUAGGAGCCGGUCUCGUGCCCCCUUGUCCGUUUCGGGCUGUGUGCUUCGUCUCAGGUAGAAGACCCUCAUCAUUCUGCCUCCUCUCUUCCUCUUUUCUUUUAUUUCUCCUGGACUCGUUCGUUCUAGCUGUCAUUUUCUUUCAAACAGGCUUUGUUCUUUUCAUUCGUCUUUCUUUUCCAGUGACUGUGUCACGACGCUCCUUUCGGAUCAAUCUUCAACAAAGGCAGGGCCUGGCUUAGACACAUUACAAUCAUCAUUGCCACUGUCCUUGUCCCUAUUCUCAUCCUUGGAUGCCAUCCUAUUGUCUUCAUUUUGAUUGUCUUCAAUUGUCCUAUUUAUUUCGGACCACACGCUUUGCUGUCAUUUCAAUCCCGCCCGGUGUUGGAUCACCUCCGCGACGCAGUCACUGCCACAACAGGUUUCACCCCGUUUCGAUCGAAUAUCUGUCAAUUUCUACCAUUCUUUGCUCUUCCCUUUUUAAGGAGACAACACGAAGAUCUCUCCUUAUUUUGAGGCCUGUUGUCAUUCACUUGGUUUCCCCGGUACCGAGCUGGUCUCAUCCAGAAAACUUCUAUUCAUUCAACACUGUUGUUCUCGAACUUGAAGUUCGACUGGUACUACUUUUGUUUCCUUCUCUUCUCUUCUUAUCUAGACGAUUUUCCCAUAAGCAAUGGCUUUCCUUUUCAUCCCUUUGUCCCUGGUUGGACUCGCCUUCGCGACGGACGUCGAGAAACGAUACACUAAGAAAGAGAGCCCAAUGGAGAAGUUCUACGAGAUGAUCGAUGAUGACCUUGCACGUCUCUCCCUUUUGAUAAUGGGCUGCAUAGCUGCGUUCGUCUUCCUCUGGCAAUUGCACCAGCGCUUCUAUGGCUACAUCAGAUUGUUAGCGAGUCUGGGCAAUGAACGACAGCGCUAUUUCGUCUCAUCCGACAGAUGGUUCGCGAGACUCAAGAAUCACUUGAUCUAUGCUCCACUGUUCCGGACCAGGCAUAACAACGAGUUCCAGUUAUCGCGUGCCAUCAACAUGGGUAAUCUACCCAGUCGUUUCCAUACACUCGUUUUAAUCGGCAUCAUCGCCAUGAACAUUGUACUUUGCGUGGUGACCGCUCCCUAUGGGACCAAGGAGAACACUAUUGCAGGUGUCAUCCGGAACAGGACGGGUACAAUGGCCACAGUCAACUUGAUUCCCCUCGUGCUCGUAGCUGGACGGAAUAAUCCCUUGAUCCCGCUUCUUCGCGUCUCGUUUGAUACGUUCAACCUUAUCCACCGCUGGUUGGCCCGUAUUGUUGUUUUGGAGUCCAUUGCUCAUGUACUGGCAUGGUUGAUACCCAAGGUGCAGGAUUAUAGUUGGGAUGCCGUUGGGAUGGCGUUUAGAGAAAGUCGUUUCAUGUGGAGUGGACUGAUUGCCGCCAUCGCAUUUGUUGUGCUUGCGCUGCACUCUCCAUCUCCACUUCGCCAUGCCUUCUACGAGACAUUCUUGCAUAUACACAUCGUCAUGAUAGCCGUGGGAUUUGGCUUACUCUGGAUCCACCUUAGCGGGCUUGUAGCGCAGACGUAUCUUCUCGUCGCAGUGAUCUUCUGGGGGCUGGAGCGAUUCGCACGAUUUGCCAUCCUCUUGUAUCGCAACUGCGGUAGGACAGGGACAACAGUUACUGUCGAGGCCAUGCCAGGUGACGCUGUACGAAUGGUCCUCAACAUGCCUCGACCUUGGACCUUGACACCCGGCCAGCACCUUUACCUGUACAUUCCGGCGAUCGGAUGGUGGACCUCACAUCCGCUCUCUGUGGCCUGGAGCGAAGCCGAAGAAGUCGUCACCGAUGAAAAAGGAAUCCCAAUGACUUACCAAGACAUUGCGACCACCCGGAAGACGACUCUAUCACUUCUCGCUCGCCGCCGCACGGGAUUCACCGAUAAGCUGUUCCAGCGUGCUCAAAAUGCAGCCGGAUCCACGGUGACUUUCAGGGCCUUCGCUGAGGGACCGUACGGCAGCAUUCACUCCAUGGACUCAUACGGUACCGUCCUGCUUUUUGCAGGCGGUGUAGGUAUCACCCACCACGUCCCCUUCGUCCGCCAUUUGGUCGAUGGAUACGCAGAGGGUACCGUCGCCGCUCGCCGAGUCACAUUGGUCUGGAUCAUCCAGUCUCCAGAACAUCUCGAGUGGAUCCGACCAUGGAUGACCAGCAUUCUGAACAUGAAGCGUCGUCGAGAAGUCCUGCGCAUUUUGCUCUUCGUCACCCGUCCGCGGAAUACGAAGGAAAUCCAGAGCCCCAGCACCACAGUUCAGAUGUAUCCUGGACGGCCGAACAUUGGCACCCUGGUCGACAUGGAGAUUGAUAACCAGAUUGGUACCAUGGGCGUCCUGGUCUGUGGGAACGGUAGUCUGAGUGAUGAUGUCCGUCGUGUCUGCCGUAAGAGACAAGAUAGGACUAAUAUCGAUUAUGUCGAAGAGAGCUUCUCCUGGUGAGAGGGAAAGACAAGACUAAGAAGGGGGCUUCUGAUUAGAUAUUUUUGUUUCAUGGCUUUCUUUGUACGUACUAGAAUAUUUAUGGGUGUUGGAUAACCUUGUCUGAGAACUUUGUAGAAUACCUAGGUAGCUAUUCAAGAACGGAACAGCCUGUACAAAUGCCCACUCCAUGUAAGAACACCACCAGCUUGGAGAUA